Glossina fuscipes is the source of this 463-nucleotide messenger RNA. RefSeq names its product pupal cuticle protein Edg-78E-like. Gene Ontology annotation, molecular function: structural constituent of chitin-based larval cuticle. The record is from RefSeq and is a predicted model, not a curated record. Lineage: Eukaryota; Metazoa; Arthropoda; Insecta; Diptera; Glossinidae. The transcript is spliced from 2 exons. Gene Ontology annotation, cellular component: chitin-based extracellular matrix. The coding region runs from base 19 to 396 and encodes 125 amino acids.
AACGACAACGAAAAAAAAAUGUUCAAAUACGUUUUAUUAAUUGCUUUUUUGGCUUUGGCCAGCGUAUAUGCACUGGAAGAUGACGCUCAUGCUCAUGUUAUGAUGGACUAUAAGAAAAACGAUGCUCAUGGUCAUUUUGAGUACGGCUAUGAAGUUACAAACGGCAUCGGUGGUGUAGAGUCUGGCGAUGGGAAAUCGGUUAGUGGCAAUUUUCACUUCACAACUAAAGAUGGGACUCCAGUGGAGGUCACUUAUACAGCCGAUGAAAAUGGUUACCGUCCUCAAGGUGCCAUCAUUCCAACAGCCCCACCAACACCACCAGCUAUCCUGAGAGCUUUGGAAUACAUUAAAAAUCAUCCCCACGUUGAUAAGGAUAAGGACCAUCAAAAACAUUAAGCAAAAGGACGUAAAAAGUUGCAGCUUAACCUAAUCAUUCUAUUAAAUGUUCAUUCAAUUCAGUGUC